Messenger RNA from Dermacentor silvarum, 5606 nucleotides. It is a transcript of the gene Gen, whose product is annotated as flap endonuclease GEN homolog 1. The record is from RefSeq and is a predicted model, not a curated record. NCBI's taxonomy places the organism in Eukaryota, Metazoa, Arthropoda, Arachnida, Ixodida, Ixodidae. The transcript has 12 exons. Bases 310 to 3054 code for a protein of 914 amino acids. Gene Ontology annotation, molecular function: four-way junction DNA binding; 5'-flap endonuclease activity.
UUGAACGUAAUGGCGGCAUUUGUUAUCACGCCGCGGAGUUGCGGAGUUCCGCAGUAAAAAUAAGGUAGAAACAUUUUUAACUUUUGUGUAGUGAGCCAGAGUACUACUCGCCGUACAGUCUGCUGACAUACUUGCCGAUGAGAUGAAAGACUCGGUUGCCUCUUGUUUGUGUGUGCGUGAGCAGUUUGUGCGGGGAAACAAGCGUGGUUUUGUUUUCUUAUCUUCGUGCGGUAACACCCGCCGAAAGUGCUGAAACAGUAGGGCGUUGUCUUGCUUCUUGCGUGCAAUAGACGCUUGCGGCUUGGAGUCAUGGGCGUCAAGGACCUGUGGGAAGUACUGGCACCCGUCGCCCGCAAGGUUCAGCUCGACGAUCUUCGGGGCAAGCGACUGGCCGUCGAUUUGAGCGGCUGGAUCGUCGAGAGCGAGCAAAUGCGUUCCAAGAUUCACCAGCCGGUAAUUAGGAACCUAUUCUUCCGUUGCAACAAGCUACUCGGCUAUGGGAUCAAGCUGGUAUUUGUGCUCGAGGGCACAGCUCCAGAAGUGAAAGAGGAAACGCUGUCGCAGAGGAACCAAGCACGCGGUGGCGAAGGGUCAAAGUCCAACGGCGGCAUGCUUGCGAGGCGUCGUCCAGGACUCCAGGCCAUCUCAAGUCAGUGCAGAGAGCUGCUUGACGUCCUGGGCCUCCCCUAUGUGCAGAGCACAGGUGAAGCAGAGGGCACGUGCGCCUUUCUUGACAAGAAUGGGAUGGUGGACGGCUGCAUCACACAAGACGGCGAUGCAUUCCUCUAUGGUGCCAAGACGGUCUACCGGAAACUUUGCAUUGAGGACAAGGAUCCCCAUGUCCUGUCCUACAAGAUCGCCGACAUUGAGAAUAAGCUCGGCCUGAAUCGUGAGAAGCUCGUGGCACUGGCUGUGCUUGCUGGGUGUGACUACUUUACUGGAGUUCGCAGCGUUGGAAAGGAGACAGCGCUAAAAUUGCUAGACAAAUUUGGAGACACUGGCUCUCUUGAAAGGCUACGAGACUGGACACGGGAUUCGAAGUAUUCUAAGCUGCAGGAGACGCUUGACAGAAACUGCAAGAAAGGGUCGCAUUGUGGAAACUGCCAACAUCCUGGUACACAGAAGUCACACCACGCUCAUGGGUGCAUCAUGUGCUCGACUGACACUGCCUGUGCAAAGUCGGUGGUGUCCAACUGCACAUGCGAUUGGCAUAAGGCAGAAGCUGUGAAAAGCCAGUGGAGGACAGAGCUCGACGUCCGAAAGAAGGCACUCGACGAGUAUGACAAGUUUCCUCCAGAAAAUGUCAUAUCCGAGUUCCUGACCGACCAGGACGACAUCCAGAGUGUCGACAGCUGCUGGCAGUUUCCUUCUGCAAAAAAAUUUGAGGAUUUCAUGUACGCCAAGCUGGGCUGGGGGCCUGAAGAAAGCCGGGAGAAACUGUUCCCUCUGUUGACCCGCUGCCACCUAGAGCGAGGUGGGAGCAGCUGUGAAGAGGUGGUCACCUUGAAGCCCGUCAAGAUCGUCAAGGAACGAGUGCGGAGAAAUGCCGACUUCUACGAAGUUGAAUGGCUAGCCACUGAGCUGUGGACACAGUCAUCACCACCGAACACUCUGGAGCCCCAGGGACUGUUUGAGGACGUCUAUCCAGAACUGGUGAAGGCAUUCCAUGAUGAACAGAACCAGAAGAGCAAGAAGAAGGCUGUGAUUCCAGAGGGUACCAACAGUGACAUACGGGGAUACUUCAACGUCACAUCCGGAAAGUCGCAGCAAGUCUUCAAAGACAAAAGUGAGGGCACAGGCGAGAAGAAGCUGGGGAAUAAUGCUGCCGACAUUGCUUCGAAAAAGUCUAAAGCUUCAUCAAGCAGCAAGAGCCGGUCAGUCACAACGCGGAUGCGGAAACCGAAGUCGUCGCCACCCAAGACCACCGAAACUGUUGACAGCUACUUCGUGCGGUCACCAAAAUUCUCUGCCAAGUUAGAUGUUUCAGUUGACUCCUCAUUGGACGAAUUCAACGUGCCGCUUUCACAAAGAAUAGCAGCAGCAAUACAAAAACAAGCUGAAUCUCAGCCAACAAGUUCAGCAGGCAGUGUUGCUCCAGCAAAGCCUGGCAAGUCGCUUGAGCCAGUGCUUGUUGGCACUUCUAAGUCAGAUCCAAUUCUGGAAGAAUCUGUAGUUAUGAUGGACGAAGUCUUAUGUCGCAAGACAGACAACCCUGUGGCUGAAAUGACACCAAAUAGCUCACCAGACCUCGCUGAACGAACAGGCAGCUCAUCCUCGAUUACAAGCUUGCCUGAACAGAAGCCCACUGCAUCUGUACAGGAGAAAUUGACAACUCAGCCUGAUGAUGAGGCGAGUAGAAGCACUUCACCGACAUCUGUGGACCUGUCAAAACCAGCCAAAAGUUCAGUUUCGGCUGACGACGGCGUGGUCCUUACAAAUAUAAGCACAACAAAGGAGGGUGCCUGCGGUAGCGGCAUAGAUAGCCUCAAGAGUUCUACCCAGUUUGAGGACUCUAGAAAGCCUUCUUGGCCUGCGAGUUUCAACCUUUCCCUCUCGGAUUCACUGAAAAAAGAGUUCAUGACAUCCAUGGAGCUCAGCAAUGGUGAAGAUGAUGUGGAAAGUGGUAUUGGCUGCACACCGCCGAAACGGCGAAACCUAUCUACACGAAAAAGUGUUACGUCGGCUUCGGAAAUCAGUCCAGAUCGACUUGCAGGCGGUGAUGCCGGCAGAGUAACAUCCUCAAGUUCUGCGGGACCUGAAGGUUCGCCCGACCGUCGAAUCUCCGGGAGGCGUCGCCUCUGGUUCAACGAGACAGUGACGUCCACACCUGUGCACAAGCAGUGCUCAAGAGGAGUGGAGAAAGUGGAAAGGCUAUCGGAAGACGUGCUGGCAUCGUUUGAGUCUCAAGGUAUCAAAUCAGUGAAGUUAGAGUCAGAGGAAAGCUAUGAUCACUCGGGUUCACUUUUUGACUCCAGAGGCGAGUCCUUGGAAUUGUCAGAGAAGAACAGGCAACCGUCGGUCAUUGUCAUAUCUGACGAUGAGGAUAACUGCUGAGGUUGUGACAUUGCUUCGGAGAAGUAUUGUCAUCAUCAUUAUUAGCAUGGAAAAUUGACAUAAUUUUGUCACUGUUUUGGGGGGCAGUGUCUUUGGUAAUCGCCAUAUCUCUAGACAUUGAAGGUUGCUGAAAUUGUGAUAGUAUUGCUUUGGGAAAUGCUUUGUGUGCUAAUUGUGUCCAAAGGAUAAAUGUAUAUGUUUCUAUAACUGUGGCAGAUAGUGUUUCCAUAGUUAAAGAAAUCUUGAACAAGUAACCACUUACUAGCAUGUUUUGUGGAAGGAUUGAGGACAUUGCAGAAAUCCUUGCUUGCAAUCUGAAAGAGCAAAUCUAAAGCCAUAGCUUAGCUGCAUUUUGCUUUGUUGCUAGUGGAUUCUUGUUGUAUUCCGUUUUUUUUUUUUUUUUUUUUUCUGGUCCAAGUGAUGUUAAAUUUUCUUUAAAGUUGUUAAGCAGGCAGAACCGCGUUUUGAGCAAAUGUGGGAGGAUUUGGUAGAAGUCUCAUACUCUUGCAGACAAGAAACUGGUACAGAGAUCUCAUAAAGGAGAAUUUAUGUUGAGCCCAUUUCUGAGUUUUUUUUUUUUUUCCAAGUAGUACAGUCAGAAGCACUCUAAAUUCAAACACUGCUGCACCAACUAAGAUAAACUGCAUUCAAGAGAUAUUUCGUUAUGGAAGCAGAUUUGAUUUAGGUCUUUGGUACCUUAAGAAAAACUCAGUGCCUGCAGUUUCGUGGCUUCAUAAUGAGAACACACAUGUUCAUCUUGCGUGAGCUGCACUUGAUGGCAUUUUGUGUUCGGCACUGUAACCUUGCAUUAUGCCAAAAAUAACAAUUUUCCAAAGUUUUUAAAGUAAUUUACAGUUUAAAUAGUUCGAACUGUAAAUUUGGUGUUUACGAUUGUAGACAUAGUGAGCGAAAGGGCUCACUAUGUCCACAAUGGCAUAAUGCAAGGUUACAGUGCCGAACACAAAAUGCCAUCAAGUGCAGCUCACGCAAGAUGAACAUGUGUGUUCUCAUUAUGAAGCCACGAAACUGCAGGCACUGAGUGGCUCAGAUGACAUUGCCAAACAAGUCAUUAACGAGUUUAAUUCUUCAGGUUGAGGUUGUACUAUCCCUGCUUAUCAGUGUCAGAUUUUUUAUUUAUUUCUGAAUACUGCAUCAGCUUUAUCACAAACCUUAUUCAGCUUCCCAAGGACGAAAUGUAUCUACUGUGCUAAAAGCAGAAAUUCCAAGUUUUUUUUUGUAAUGUAUUUUCUAGUUUAACUGAGCCAAACAAAAGCGGAUUAAUAAUCAGCCGUGUCUUUGAACGAGUGCGAAGAUUUAUGCUAAGCUCUGUGUUGCACCAAAAAAUACCUUUGUAGACAAUACAUCUUAGUGCUGUUAGCAAUGCACACCUUGAACAUCGCCUAGAUGAAAAUUAACCAGGACAUUUUCUCACAAGCCAGAACGCAAAAUGCAUUUUACAAGUUGGUGUUAAGUUUGGACCAAUGUGUGUUUGUAUCCAAGCUUACGAGCCUCAUUUUGUGCCAGUGAUGGUCAUGUUGGCAAAAUGUUUCAGUGUUAUGCAUACAAAUAGAAAACUUAACCAUCUGUUGAAAUAAUAGCUUGGUUAGCAGGAUGUUACAAUGCCGAUAGUGUGGAUCAAGUGUGCAGUGUUUUUAAGUGUAAGAAACUUUUUGUGGAAGGCUAUUCAUGUAGAGACAACUUAAGCAUCUUUGCAAGAAGUUUGCAUCCACAAUUUGCGCUAAAAUUGUUAUAUACAACCUUUUAUUACUUUUUAGCUGCUGCGACUGUUGCAAGGAAACUUGUGAAAGUUUUUAUCUUGUGUUUCAUUAAGGAAAUGUUUUUGGGAGGUUUUAGGAGCAGACGAUGGACACGCUAUGUUCUAUCAUUUCUUGUGUAUCCUUUAGAGCCAAGGGCACUGACUAUUACUUGCUUUUAAAUGUUGGCUUUUCAGUGCCAGGAGUUUUUUUUAUUUGGUACGAGUGACAUCGCUAAGAAUUGUGUAAGCUGUACAUUUCAUUGAUGCAACUUGAAGCAUUGUGUUUAACUUUGACACAUAAUGUGCUGGUGUAGAUUUAAGUCCUUGCUCUGUGGUAACCUAAUGCAUAAAUUCUUUUUGGGAUUUGUUUUUAGUUGCUAGACACUCUACAUUGCAUCAUUUCCUGCACGUAUUUUGUGACCAAAGGCAUUGGCCAUUGCUUUUAGCUGUAGCCAUUUUAAGGAUUUCUUCCAGAGGCAUUUUCUUCAUUCGGUAUAACUGACAUCGCAGAUAACUGUGUAACUUGCACAUUUUAUGUGCAGACUCAAAGUUUUAUUUAGUCUUACCUUUGACCGAGUAUGUGUUAGUGCAGAUUUAGAACUCUGUUCCACAGUAACCUAGUGCACAAAAAUUGUUCUUGUAAUCUGUUUUGGUUGCCAUCUUAAACUGCUUUUAUAUUUCAUUGUAUGACAGGGAGCAGAAAGCUGGAAACAGUUGUAUAAUAGAAUGAGUGAUACCUUGGUUUGAAUCACAGAGUUUAUUGCGCUCUCGACAAAAUAAAGAGCAUGCUUUUUCA